Molecule: messenger RNA, 318 nt
Organism: Schistosoma intercalatum
Lineage: Eukaryota; Metazoa; Platyhelminthes; Trematoda; Strigeidida; Schistosomatidae
Source: the annotation of a GenBank genome assembly
AUGGAACACAAGAUUAGUACAACUUCCACAUCAUACAAACUUGAGCGUAAAUGGAGCCUGGUUAAUGCCUUGGCAAAGGAAUUGGCUGAUAUAGGAGAUGAAAUUAAUGGAAGAUUUUCGUAUCCUCUUGAUAGUCUAUCCUAUUCAAACGAAUUGGCCGUGAUGAAAACAUUUUCAAAUUCACCUGGGACAUUCCAACAUUCUGAUUAUCUGAGUUGUAAAAUUGGAUUCAAUUCAAAAGGUGAAGCUAUUCGUUUAUUUUACUAUGCUACACCUGUACUGGUUAUAGCCUACUUGUUCUAUCGAAGAAUCAGUUAA